AUGAAUCAUCAACAUGGCACUAAAAUCUGGGGAAUACUUCCUUCUUUCCUUCCUUCAUUGCUUCCUUCAUUUUUUCCUUCCUUCCUUCCUUUCUUCAUUCAUUCCUUCCUUCAUUCCUUCCGUCCUUCCUUCAUUAAUUCAUUCCUUCCUUCAUUCAUUCCUUCCUUUCCUUUCUUCCAUCCUUCCUUCCUUCAUUCAUUCCUUCCUUCCUUCCUUCCUCCCUUCCCCCCUCCUUUCCUUCUUUCCUACAUUCCUUCAUUUUUUCCUUCCUUCCUUCCUCCCUUCCCCCUCCUUUCCUUCUUUCCUUCCUUCCUUCCUUCCUUCCUUCCUUCCUUCCUUCCUCCCCUUCCGUCCUUUUCCUUCUUUUCAUUCCUUCAUUUUUUCCUUCCUUCCUUCCUCCUUCCCCUCCUUUCCUUCUUUCCCCUUCCUUCCUUCCUUCCUUUCCCCUUCCUUCAUUCCUUCCUUUUUUCCUUCCUUCCUUCUUCCUUCCUUCCCUCCUUCCCCCCUUUCCUUCUUUCCUACAUUCCUUCAUUUUUUCCUUCCUCCUUUCCUUCCUUCUUUCCUUCCUUCCUUCCUUCCUUCCUUCCUUCAUUCGUUCGUUCAUUCCCUUCUUCCUUCCUUCCUUCCUUCCUUCCUUCCUUUCCUUCCUUCCUAUUCGUAUCUACUUUCUUUUCUUCCAACUUCUUUAUCUGUCAUUGGCAAAGUACUCUUCAUAUCUAUCUAUCUAUCUAUCUAUCUAUCUAUCUAUCUAUCUAUCUAUCUAUCUAUCUAAAUCUAUUCAUAUCUAUCUAUCUAUCUGAAAUCUUGAUAUCUAUCUAUCUUUUUAUCUAUCUAUCUAAGUCUAUUCAUAUCUAUCUAUCUAUCUAUCUAUCUAUCUAUCUAUCUAUCUAUCUAUCUAUCUAUCUGAGUCUGAUCUUAUCUCUGUAUUUUUGUUACUUUGUUCUUAUCUGUCUGAAACUCUUCAUGUCUAUCUAUCUAUCUAUCUAUCUAUUUAAGUUUAUUCAUAUCUAUCUAUCUAUCUAUCUAUCUAUCUAUCUAUCUAUCUAUCUAAGUUUAUUCAUAUCUAUCUAUAUAUCUAUCUCAGUCUGUUCUUAUCUAUCUAUCCAUAUCAUCUAUCUAUCCAUCCAUCUAUCUAAGUUUAUUCAUAUCUAUCCAUCUAUCUAUCUCAUUUAUUCACAUCUCAUCCAUCCAUCUAUCUAUCCAUCUAUCUAUCUAUCUAUCUAUCUCAUUCUGUUCAUCUAUCUAUAUCUAUCAUCUAUCAUUUAUUCAUAUAUCUAUCUAUCUAUCUAUCUAUCUAUCUAUCUAUCUAUCUAUCUAUAUCUCAGUCAUUUAUCUAUUUAUCCAUCUAUCUAUCUAUCUAAGUUUAUUCAUAUCUAUCUAUCUAUCUAUAUCUAUCUAUCUAUCCAUCUAUCUAUCUAUCUCAGUCUGUUCUUAUCUAUCUAUCUAUCUAUCUAUCUAUCUCAGUCUGUUCUUAUCUAUUUAUCUAUCUAUCUAUCUAUCUAUCUAUCUAUCUAUCUAAGUUUAUUCAUAUCUAUCUAUCUAUCUAUCUAUCUAUCUAUCUAUCUAUCUAUCUAUCUAUCUAUCUCAGUCUGUUCUUAUCUAUUUAUCUGUCUCGGUCUACUCAUAUCUAUCUACCUAUAA
Acanthosepion pharaonis is the source of this 1641-nucleotide messenger RNA. NCBI's taxonomy places the organism in Eukaryota, Metazoa, Mollusca, Cephalopoda, Sepiida, Sepiidae. The record is from the annotation of a GenBank genome assembly.